This is a messenger RNA of Angiostrongylus costaricensis, 4326 nucleotides long. Lineage: Eukaryota; Metazoa; Nematoda; Chromadorea; Rhabditida; Metastrongylidae. The record is from the annotation of a GenBank genome assembly.
AUGUAUUUAUAUAAAAGUAUAGAAAAAGGAUCUUUUAAAUGUGUAAAACUACAGGUACUGAACUCUCGUGAAGAUCCCGAUGGUGGUGAACAACAGUACCUCAUAAAAUGGAAAGGCAAAGCUUAUGUUCAUUGCGAAUGGAAGAGUUUGAAGGAGUUGGAGGAAGUCGAUAAGCGUGCGGUGGCAAAAGUGAAACGUUUUCGCCAGAAGAAAUCUCAUUCCAACAAUGAUUUGGAAGAUUUCAAUAGCGACUACACAAUUGUUGAUCGUGUUGUGGAUGUCGGAAAGGGAGAUGAUGGUCUCGAAUAUGCGUUGGUGAAGUGGAAAAGUCUCGCAUAUGACGAAGUAACAUGGGAGCCUAUCGGAUCCAUCCCAGAAGAGAAGGUGUCCACCUGGAGGAAAUAUCAAAUAAUUGAUAAAGCAAAAGUUAAGGAGAAGCCCCGCCCUAAAGCUAGCGAAUGGGCUAAAAUACCAGACGAUAUAAUCUGGAAGGACGGAAAUACUUUACGAGAGUACCAGUUUGAAGGAGUUGAUUGGUUGUUAUACUGCUAUUAUAAUGAGCGUAACUGCAUUCUAGCUGAUGAGAUGGGCCUUGGUAAGACAGUUCAGACCAUAACGUUUUUAUCGCAGGUGUACGAGUAUGGAAUCCAUGGUCCAUUUUUAAUUGUCGUGCCAUUAUCCACAAUCCAUAAUUGGGUUCGAGAAUUCGAAACGUGGACAGAUAUGAACGCUGUGGUUUAUCAUGGGAGUCAACAUAGUCGUGACGUUAUUCAGCAGUAUGAAAUAUAUUAUGCUAAACAUCAUUCGGCAGGAAAUAAGUUGUGGAGGAAAAAUCUGGUAAAGCUAGAUGCAUUGAUCACUACGUUUGAAAUGGUUGUGACGGAUUGCGAAUUCUUGCGGAAGAUCCCAUUCAGAGUCUGUGUAAUUGAUGAAGCUCAUCGACUGAAAAAUAGAAAUUGCAAAUUAUUGACAGGAGGGCUACAUGCUUUGCGUAUGGAGCACCGUGUUUUACUUACGGGAACUCCAUUACAGAAUAACAUUGAGGAGCUGUUCUCAUUACUCAAUUUUCUGCAUCCCCAACAAUUCAGUAGCUCAGCUGCAUUCCUUGAGCAGUUUGGGCAAUGUCAAUCAGACGAACAAGUGCAGAAGUUACAAGAAAUUUUGAAACCGAUGAUGCUACGUCGUCUGAAGGAAGACGUUGAGAAAUCACUUCAACCAAAAGAGGAGACCAUCAUUGAGGUGCAACUUUCGGAUACACAAAAGAAGUUCUAUCGGGCCAUUCUUGAGAGGAACUUCACACAUCUUUGUAAAGGUACAUCGGCGCCAUCACUCAUGAACGUAAUGAUGGAGUUGCGUAAAUGCUGUAAUCAUCCUUUCUUGAUCCAGGGUGCUGAGGAAACUAUUUUAUCGGAGUUAAAAUUACUGCAUCCAGAGUGGGAUGAAGAGACAUUAUCACAUAAAGCUUUAGUGCAAGCUUCUGGUAAAGUGGUUCUCAUUGAAAAGCUGCUGCCAAAACUAAGAAAUGAUGGGCAUAAGGUCCUUAUUUUCUCGCAAAUGGUUAGAGUGUUAGAUCUUCUUGAAGAAUUCCUUGUAAACAUGAACUAUCCAUUUGAAAGAAUCGAUGGGAACGUUCGUGGUGAUAUGCGCCAAGCUUCAAUUGAUCGGUUUUCCAAAAAAGAUUCGGACCGCUUUGUAUUUCUUUUGUGUACCCGCGCUGGCGGGUUAGGAAUUAAUCUAACUGCUGCUGAUACUGUCAUCAUUUUCGACUCGGACUGGAACCCUCAGAACGAUCUGCAGGCGCAGGCAAGGUGUCAUCGGAUUGGCCAAACGAAAAUGGUUAAAGUGUAUAGAUUAGUGACUGCAAACACAUACGAGAGGGAAAUGUUUGAUAAGGCAUCGCUCAAACUCGGUCUGGACAAGGCUGUUCUGCAGUCGACAACAGCGCUCAAAGAGAGCAGUACAUCCUUGAGCAAGAAGGAUGUAGAAGAACUCUUGAAAAAAGGAGCAUAUGGCUCCAUCAUGGACGAGAAUGUCGACGAAGGCAGCAAAUUCAGUGAAGAGGAUAUUGAAACUAUCCUUCAAAGGCGAACUACCACUAUAACGCUAGAACCGGGCCAAAAGGGUUCGCUGUUUGCCAAAGCUGCUUUCAACUCUACAAAUAAUCGCGGCGAUGACAUUGACAUUGAUGAUCCUAAUUUUUGGACUAAGUGGGCCGAGAAGGCGCAAGUGGAUAUUGAAAAGGCCACUGCGACUCCCGAUUGUAAUGAUCUCAUAAUGCAAGAGCCUCGAAAACGCACAAAGCGGUAUUUCGAAGAAAACUCUUUGAAAGAAGGGGAAGAUUCAGAUGGCAGCGACGAGUUGGGUAAAGGGAGAAAGCGUGGUAAUGCUGGUCGUAAACGCAGACGUGGUGAGGAUGAGGACGGUGAUUAUAUAAAUUAUCGUCCAGACGAGUUAGCCUUUAACAAGAGCGAGUACUUCAAGGUGGAGAAGGUAUUAGCGUCCUGGGGAUGGGGUCGAUGGGCUGAAAUGAAAAAAAAUGGAGAUCUCGAGGUGUCGGAGAUGGAUAUCGCUCACAUGGCACGUACAUUACUUUUACAUUGUGUGAGGGAAUAUCGUGGAGAUGAGCGGAUUAGACAAGUCGUUUGGCAACUAAUAGCUCCUCAGGGUGCCAAGAAUGCAAAAGAAGCCAAAGGGUCACAGUCCGUUUAUCACCAGGGCUGGGCGGCUCUUCCGGAAUUCAAUCCGCCGAAUUUCGUUUUGGAUGCGUCAUUUCAACGACAUGUUCAUCGUCAUGCGAACAAAUUACUGGUGAAAAUCGACCAACUACGACAUUUGCAGAAGUCGAUUAUCGGCACUAAAGCAGCUGCGAUCGAAGCUGGAGCGCACUGGUCAUCUAUAGACAUAACUGUACCAACGUUGGUUGAGCCCAUGUGCGAUGGAUGGGAUAUAGAUUGCGACAAAUGUUUGCUGAUUGGUAUCUACAAACAUGGACUUGAUAAUGUGGACAACAUGCGUGCUGAUGAAACUCUGUGCUUUUCGAGCAAGACAAGUUUGCCGGAAACGUUCUUUGGUGUUGCUGAGGUAUCUUCACGUUUCAGAAGGCUCAUUGCUGUCAGUCAAAGAAAUAUCACUGAUCCUGUUUACGAAAAAUUAAGGUGGAGUCGACGAGAGGAGCAGGAAUACAUGCGUGUUUUGCGAUCGUUCGGUAUGAAAGACAAGAGAAACGAUCCAACGAUGAUUGACUGGGAUGCUUUCCGAGCAUUUUCACCAUUACUGGAGAAGAAAAGCGAUGAGGAGAUGCAGGAACAUCUGUAUUGCAUUUUGGCUAUGUGCACCAAGGCGCAAGGAGGCGAGCUAUCCGCUCUAGACACUAAGCGAGCUCUUUCGGUAGAUGCGAUGACUUCCAGGAAAGCGCAGAAACUAAUGAAUCGACUGCAUUUAACGAGAAAAGUGCACGCCUUAGCUGCUGGUUUGGAAAAAGUAACCCCGAUGUUAAAGUUAUGUUCGGCAGAAGCUAUGCCAUCUGGGUGGACCACUCAGCACGAUAAAGAGUUAAUAUCUGUUUGCGAUCAACAUGGUAUCGAUAAUAUUUCGGCGAAUAUUUUGCAGAAGGCUUCAUUUCAAAAGAUUAUCCGACCAACCGAAAAGACAUUACUACGCCGUGUAAUUGAGGUGUGCACAACGGUAGAAACUGGUAAAUGGAACGGAACGGCUACUACGGACAGUGUGGAUGACAGUGAUGCAGAAGAAAGAGCUCGUGCACAACAACAGGUGCUAUUUUUUUUCUUGGCAAACAUCUUGGUUUUUAUUAACUCUUAUGUGCGCCGUGGUCGAAAACGUGCUGUUGAUACAGAUGCACAGAAAAUGCGAGCUUUAAUGCAGCAGUCGAUGUUGUCGCAGAUGGGCGAUCUUCCCUUAGCUGCAGCUAUGCUUCAGUCUGCUAUGUUCAUGCCUCAGCUCAUGGGAAAUAACGCCGCAGCUGCACAGCUUUUGGGGUCUCUAUUUGCAAUGGCUGAAGGUUAUACGGUUAUUGGAGCUAUUAUAUUCAGCUUUAGGUUGACUGGCGCUUUGCUUCCUGCGUCGAAAUGGCCAACGUUAAGCAAGUUGGCUUCAUGGCUUGAUUCGAACCCAGAUGCAAAUGUCCAUAGUAGCAGUGUACCUGUUGCUCAGCUUGUGGUCGGUCUCUCUCAUCCGGAUCGACUUGGAGGUGAAAUUUUGCCUGGCACAAGUGCUACCACGUCUUCUUCCACAUCUUGCACAAAAGCGUCGGAGAAAGUAGCAAGCAGUAGCAACGUUUUCGGAGGUCUGAUCUGCGUUGUUUAUUAA